This is a messenger RNA of Nylanderia fulva, 3235 nucleotides long. Its product is annotated as trehalose transporter 1-like protein. The record is from RefSeq and is a predicted model, not a curated record. Gene Ontology annotation, biological process: transmembrane transport; carbohydrate transport. Gene Ontology annotation, molecular function: sugar transmembrane transporter activity. NCBI's taxonomy places the organism in Eukaryota, Metazoa, Arthropoda, Insecta, Hymenoptera, Formicidae. Gene Ontology annotation, cellular component: membrane.
CAUAAGGUGUUAAUCGAGGGCUUAUUAAUACAGCUCUUACUUGGCGAAAGGAUCAUUUUAAUCAAGUACCUGUGCGACAGAAGGUCUAGGACUCGUGACCGUCGUGUCGGUCGUUGCAUCCCGCACUGUCACAACGCGAUCGAGAUCUUCGCGUCUGACGAAGAGCGACAAAAAGAAGAGAGUGGGAGAGAAACGUGGAAACGAUUAGAGGAAGCCGAGCGAGUGAGCGAUCAAAAGAAAGAGGGAGAUAGAGAAAAAGAGAGAGAGAGAGAGAGGGCGCGCGAGAAAUCGAGAAAAUGACUCCUACUCGUAAUGAAGAGAUAGAGGGGCGCUCGUAUAAAGACUAUGCUUACAGUUCUGUGCCAGUGAGUUCCUCUUCGGCAGUGUUUGACACUGUCACCCCCGGCAAAGAAUCUGUGGAGCCAAGUGCAGGAAAAAGCAGAACAUCCUUCCGCGUCGUUGACAAUUAUCGUCCUGAAAACAUGACGGAAAAAGGUUCCAAGCUCAUCCAGUUCCUGGCUGCUGCGGCAGGUAAUCUAUGUAUUGUGGCGACUGGUGCGAUGUUGUCAUGGACUAGUCCAGUUCUUCCUAAUUUGGAGAAAGAUGGUGGACCUUUGGGAUCACCGAUCACCCCCGACGAAAGUUCGUGGAUAGGAUCUCUAGUGGCCCUUGGUGCAAUCCCCGGUAGUUUCAUAGCAAGUCACCUCGGAGAAAGAUGGGGUCGCAAAAAAACAGCACUAUUUUCCGUCGUACCGUUUUUAAUUGGAUGGGCAUUAGUUGCUACCGCAGUUCAUAUUGCUCAGCUUUAUAUCGCGCGAAUAAUAUUUGGAAUCGCUCUGGGUAUUGCAUUCACGAUUAUACCUAUGUAUUGUGGUGAAAUCGCUGAGACUUCCAUCAGAGGAACAUUGGGCUCUUUUCUUCAGCUUUUUAUUACAGUUGGAUUAUUGUAUUCUUACGCUAUUGGACCUUUCGUUAGCUAUACAACCUUGUGGAUUGUCUGUGCCAUUCUGCCAGUACUCUUCUUCGUCUGUUUCGCAGUAAUGCCGGAGUCUCCGUAUUAUCUUCUUAGUAAGGGCUGUAGAAAUGAAGCGAUCGCGUCUCUGGCAAAACUCCGAAGUAAAACCGAAGUAGCUGUUCAGAAAGAAGCUGAUGAAAUGCAGGAGAUAAUCGAUGAGGCUUUUAGAAAUCAAGUCAGCAUCUUGGAUCUGUUCAAGGUGAAAGCUAAUUUAAAGGCCCUUAUCUACACUUGUGCCUUGGCUUCCUUCCAACAGCUUACUGGUAUCAAUGUCGUGCUAUUCUAUAUGCAAAAUAUCUUUAUUGCCGCCGGAAGUUUUGUCCCAACAGAAUUUUCACCAAUUAUCAUCGGUGUCGUGCAAUGCUUAGCAUCAUGCGUAACACCCUUCGUCGUCGACAGAUGGGGAAGAAGAGUGCUUCUCGUUUUCUCCGGCAUUGGAGAAACAGUCAGUUUGGGUGCUUUGGGUUUGUAUUUCUAUCUGAAAGAAGUGCAGCACGCGGAUGAUGUGGUGGCGCAGAUAUCCUGGCUGCCGGUAGUCUCGCUCGUCAUCUUCAUCUCUACUUAUAGCGUGGGUUGGGGUCCGCUUCCUUGGGCCGUGAUGGGUGAGAUGUUUGCCUCGAAUGUCAAGGCCAAGGCCUCUGGUAUAACAGUCUCUGUCUGCUGGUUCCUGGCUUUUCUCAUAACAAAGUUCUCCAAAGAUAUGGAGACUGCGUUCGGCAACUAUGCGACCUUCUGGAUGUUCGGCGCAUUCUGUGUAUUAAGUAUCCUCUUCGCAGUACUCCUAUUGCCGGAAACGAAAGGCAAGAGUUUGAGAGAAAUCCAGGACGAGCUUAACGGAGUGAUUUCGAUCAAUGUAGAUACGGAGACAGGUACGAAAAAGUGAAUAGGAAGACACGCGAUCUAUUAUUUUCACGAAUGUAUGUUAAACAUCUGGUGAGUUGGUGCCAUCUUGAAAAGAUUAGGUAUUUCUCGAUGAAAUAGAAUACAUGGUAAAUUUUUAUAUUUUUAUAAUGUGUAGAAGAAAUUUUGUAUUCAUUAAGACAAACAAAAAUUAAGGAAAACUAAAAAAAUGUCACAAUAGACAGAAUUAAUGUGUGUGCCUAUUAUUAUACUGCCACUUAUGGAAAUGUAAACAAAAUGGGCAUAUUUUUAAGCUUGGACUAUUGUCUAGUCUAUUUCACUAUUGUUCAGUUUAUCACUAGUGCUGAUGAGUUAAAUAAAAAUAAUAAACAGGUUUAAUAAAUAGAAGCAUAAUCGGAUAAUUCAAGCAAAUCGUGAGAGAUUUAGAAUAAUUAACAUUCAAGAAAUUCAUUAAACAGAGAUUGGUGGAUUUUAUUUUUUUCUCGCAUUUAUUUUUUUACGCGCGGAUAAUUUUGUUGUGCUCUAUAAAGGGACCAAAAAUCCUUAUCAUCCAUGGAAAAUUUUACAUAUAACACUACAAUUAUACGCGUAUAUAAUAGAAAUCAUACCAUUACAUAUUUAGAACAUAUUUAUAAAUAUAUUCGCGUUAAUAUUUUGAUACAUUUAAAUAUCCUUUUAUUUUAUUUGCUGAGUAUAACAAAUAUGUGAUAUGCUAAUAAACACUCCUGUAAACAUAUUUUUUAGAAAGUUCCUGUCUAUUCCCGUGACUAGAGAACGUCGUAAUAGAGUAAUCAGCAAAAAUAAUUAUUUUAUUUUUUUUUUAUCUUUUAUCGAAAGAGUAUUACAUUCUGACUAUAGAUAUAUAGAGUAAACUAAAAAAACCAAAAAGAUUAUUCUUACGACGUAUUUCUCAUUCACGAGUGAGAGACUAGUCAUUUCGUAACAUACGAGUAUCUAUGUAUAGAAAAGAGCAAAUGUAAUAUUAUUCAAUGGCACUGAAAAUAUUAAAGUCUAAGGAAACAUUGCACACAUUGCUCGAUUAUCAUAUCAUGAAAUUAAAGAUAUCACUAGAAUUACCUAAUAAAUUGUGGUGAAUUAUGCAGCGAUUAUAUAAAGAUGUACGAGGUCACUUUGUUGUUAUUAAUAAAUGUUAACAGCAACAAAGUUGUCAUCAAUACAUUUAAUUACAACAAAUCGUAAUUCUUCCGUAUUUUGUGUAUAAUAUAAAUCGCAUUAUAAUUAUAAAGUAUAGAUUUAAAAAUAAUAGAAAUAAUAUUUAAAAACCCGUAUUAUUAGUUGAUUUGAGUUAGUUUUAAAUUAUUCUAUUUUUAAAUAAGCAUAAUAUUUUGUAAUAUUUAA